AUGUUGACACCCGCCAACCCUAUUUCAUCCAGCAUACCUUGGGGUGCAACGGAUAACUCUUGUACCCGCUCCUCUGUGCUGGUUUCUACUAAAAAACGAAAGAUAGCGUCAGACGAUCAAAAUAAUGGAAAUCCAAAGCAUCUGGAACGCCUUCACAACCUAGAAAAGGCAAUUACUGAACACCUCUCGACAGGAAAAUUUUUUAUCGUUGCUGCUGCUCUCCGCUGCAUCGAGGAAGAAAGACUAUUUUAUCCAGAACGAACAGUUUACUCGUAUGCAAAAUCACGAUUUGGUUUUAGUCGACGCACCACAAACACAUAUCUAUGCUCUAGUUAUGUGUACGAAUCCAUCACCGAAGACAAAACAUUACCAAUCCCUGUCAAUAUAUCCCACGUCCGCUCUCUUCACAAAUACCCUCCAGAAGUGCGCCGACAAAUUUGGAAGCAGUUGAACGACAGCGGUUUAACAAUAACCGAAGAAAAUGUGGUAGCCAUGACAAUUAAAUAUGAAACGGGUGUAUCGUUUACUGAACUGAAUAAUGAGCUAUAUACCCCAAAAGCAAUUAUUAUGGCAGCAAAAAAAGUCAUUGAGAAAAAACAGUUUGAUCUUGAUCCGGCUAGCUGUGCGUUUGCUAAUACCUUGCACGGUGAUACCAUUGCCAACACGAUUUACACAGAAGCAGAAGAUGGUUUACAAAAAAUAUGGAAUGGUCAUGUUUGGCUUUCUCCUCCAUCUGGCAUAGAUGAAGCUGGUCUAAUCCGUAUGAAAAAGUGGUUUCUGGCAGCAGAGUCCAAAUAUCUUGCUGGUGAAAUUGUAUCAUGCCAUAUUUUACUUCGUGUGGAUAUGCAGAAUGACUGGUUUCUUCGAGCUCUAUACUACCCACACUGUUUCUUCCAUGAGCGUAUCCAGUUUUCCACACCAACGGGAAGGGAAAAAUUGCUAACUGACUCGCAUAUGCUUGUUUAUAUGGGUACCAAUACAGAAAGGUUUUGUAUUCAGUUUGCCCAGUUGGGAUCUAUUCCUGGAUAUAGUUCUUGGAGUUUUGCUCCUUCAAAAAACAAAAAAACUGAGAGUGAGUCUCAACAUAGCACAAGCGAUUAUCUUGAAAAUAAGAGCACCAAAGAGCUGCAACAGUCACAUUUAGCCAGUUUUUCUCCCAAUAUAGUAGAGAUGUGUCCUUCAAACCAUAUGCAGCCCACCUUUGCUCAUACUGCUUGUGCAGCCGCGGCACAAAAUGUUUCUGCUGCUCAAACCUACAAUGGCCAUCAGUUUGCUAAUACAUACCAGAUGAACUAUUCAUCGCAGCCUGCAUACUCUCCCCAGUUUCAUGAAUUUUCUACGCAUCAAUUUUCCAUACCUCAUGCGACUUCAAAUAAUCAACUGGGCCAUAUGAGCAUGCCUAUUAUCAAUCCUUCUACAAGUCUAUUUCUUCGGUACAAUCAUCCAGUUGGCGAUUUUUCCGAGUCUGUGAUACCCUCAGUACAUCAAUAA
Batrachochytrium dendrobatidis JAM81 is the source of this 1491-nucleotide messenger RNA. RefSeq lists its product as uncharacterized. The coding region runs from base 1 to 1491 and encodes 496 amino acids. The transcript is spliced from 6 exons. The record is from RefSeq and is a predicted model, not a curated record. NCBI's taxonomy places the organism in Eukaryota, Fungi, Chytridiomycota, Chytridiomycetes, Rhizophydiales.